Parnassius mnemosyne (clouded apollo) is the source of this 201-nucleotide messenger RNA. The record is from the annotation of a GenBank genome assembly. Lineage: Eukaryota; Metazoa; Arthropoda; Insecta; Lepidoptera; Papilionidae.
AUGUUGAUCGUCCAAAAGUAUACCUUUGCCCAGACAACGAACGACGGAAGAUAUUGGAACUGUAGCAAGAAGCUGUCAAACAAAUGCCCGGCGAAACUGCGGUUUGAUUCCAGUGGGCGACUUGUACAUUAUGAACUUAAACAUAAUCACUUACCGCCUCAGUUUUAUAGAGACAGUUGUGGAAAAUACGUGAAACUUUAA